AUGGCCGUGCUUGAAGAGGAUGCCCGCGUCCUUGUCGACCAGUGCGAGUGGCGUGUCUUGUACCGACCCGAUGGAUCCUCGUACAGAAGGCGAGUCAAGGACUGUCAAGUGUCCACGUGCAGGUGGUCAGACAACUACAUCGGCAGGUGGUCAGACAAUUACAUCGGCAGGUGA
Molecule: messenger RNA, 174 nt
Organism: Cordyceps militaris CM01
Lineage: Eukaryota; Fungi; Ascomycota; Sordariomycetes; Hypocreales; Cordycipitaceae
Exons: 1
Coding region: 1-174 (57 amino acids)
Source: RefSeq, a predicted model, not a curated record